Molecule: messenger RNA, 1102 nt
Organism: Oreochromis niloticus (Nile tilapia)
Lineage: Eukaryota; Metazoa; Chordata; Actinopteri; Cichliformes; Cichlidae
Product: pentraxin fusion protein
Exons: 3
Coding region: 140-805 (221 amino acids)
Source: RefSeq, a predicted model, not a curated record
CAGUACAGUACGUAUACAGCUUCGUUUUAGUCUGCAAGUUCAUAUAACAUUUUAAUAAUCAUUGCUGUGUAUAAAUUAAGAUUGUAUUAACACAUUAAAAGGAAUAGGAGUCUGAUUUUCUGCAGAUCUGGGAGAUAAAAUGAGUCCAGCGGUCACCCUUUUUCUCAUCGUCGUCUCCACAGCAGUGGCCGGGAGUGUUACCAUUAAGACCCUGGUUUUCCCCACUGCAACGAGCACCAGUUAUGUUGAGAUGAUCCCUCAAAGGCCGAUGAACCUGACUGCGUUCACUCUGUGCAUGCGAGUCGCCACGGAGCUCAGCGGCAAACGAGAGAUCAUCCUCUUUGCAUACCGGACUGGAAGCUACGAUGAGCUGAAUGUGUGGCGUGAAGUGGAUGGAAGACUGUCCUUUUACCUGGCUGGGGAUGGUGUUUUAUUUAAAGUCCCUGACCUCGGAGCCCUGAUUACCCACCUGUGUGUCACCUGGGAUUCCACUUCAGGUUUAGCUGCCCUCUUCCUGGAUGGAAAGAGGAGCUUAUCCAAAAUCUACAAGAAGGAUCACACUGUCAGCCCAGGAGGCAGGGUUAUCCUGGGACAAGAUGCGGAUUCUUUCCUGGGUUCUUUUGAUAAGAAGCAGAGUUUUGUUGGUGAGAUCUGUGAUGUGAACAUGUGGGACACUGUUCUACCAGAUAGUGCAAUCAUAUGCAUGUUUGCAGGGAAGAGAGAACCAAGAGGAAAUGUUUUUGACUGGGACAGCGGAGAGCUGGAAAUAAACGGAGAUGUAGAGGUCGCCACUCGUGAGCUGUAGCUAUAAUGUUCACCCACAGGAAAACGUGUGCAGUCAGUGAAUGCCACCCAUACGGUUGUAUGAAAUCUGAUACUUUAUUGAUCAAAAUUUGCAUCAGUAUUACUGACAUAACUUCAGAUUAAUGUGUUUUGCGACCUAGUAAAAAUAUCUGCUCCAUCCUUCUCUAUGCCUGAUAAAUCAUUUUGAUUUCAGAAAUGCCAGACCUGACAGUCAUGUGACAAAGAAAGUACGCCAUCUUUCUGUUCUAGAGUUUAACGUAACAGAACAUAAUAAAGAAAAGUCAUCAUCAACAACAAC